Molecule: messenger RNA, 609 nt
Organism: Sarcophilus harrisii (Tasmanian devil)
Lineage: Eukaryota; Metazoa; Chordata; Mammalia; Dasyuromorphia; Dasyuridae
Gene: IL9
Product: interleukin 9
Exons: 5
Source: RefSeq, a predicted model, not a curated record
AUGGUGGUCUAAGCUUACAUAGAAAAAGUGGUAUCAAUUUGAUGUCAGGGGUUUUCCAUGAUUGAAAGGCAAUUUAUAGAAGACACAAUUUAAAAGGAGAGUCUGCAGACUCAGUUACACAUUGAAGAAAAGAUGUUCUUCCAGGGGCUUUUCUUUUCCAUCUUGCUUUUGUCAGUGAGUGGAAACCCUGCUCAAGUCCAGAAUCAAAUGAGUUUACAAAGAAGUUCAAAUCCAAAUGGGAACGAUUGCUCAAGUCCAGAACUAACUUUGAUUACACAGGAUCUCAUUAAAAUUUUGGAGAAAGAUGCUGCUGCAACAUGCAAUUGUAAUGCCAAUGUGACUGACUGUUUAUGUCUUCCUGUAUCUUCUCAGCACAACUGUAGUUCAUCAUGCUUUCAAGAAGGACUGGAAAAGAUAUCCCAUAAAAUGAAAUCACAAUAUAAUAAUCAAAUCAUAAGAGUGAAGAAAUUUGUUUCAGGACUGAAGCACAACAAAUGCAAACCUUUUUCAUGUAUACAACCAUGCAAUGAAACUUUCACUGUGAACACAAUGGAAUUUAUAAAAGUUCUCCAGGAAAAUUUCCAGAAAGUAGCUAUUUUUAAAAACUAA